AUGCGCUUCAGGUGGUAUGUGGACCUUGGCUUCCAAACAGAUGUGCACAAAGUGCGCAUCCACAACCGCUGCGACGUCACCAACACCGGCGAACAGUUGUGGAAGCGGCUGCAGAACUUCACGAUACAUGUGUCCCACACAGAACCCUUCAUCACUGGCAAGCUAGACCCAGCGCUCAACGACACCACCCUGUGCUACAGCCACCAAGGGUAUCAGGACAAAUGCAACUUUGUUGCCGGUGAUGACGGGUCUGACAUUUACACAUGUACGGUGCCCAAGUUUGGGCGCUACGUGAGCAUUCAGGCGCUAGCAGUGGCAGCGGCCGUCGGCCUGUUUCUGGGCCUGUUCUCGGCAGCAGCUCUCCUCGUGCUCCUGCGAUGGGUGGAGAAGCGCCUGGUAGAGGCGCGGCCCGGCGGCGACAGCCGCCCCCCGCGGCAUGCCGAACCCAGUGUUCGGCACGUGCCGCUCGAGGGCAGCUUGCAGCCUGCGCGGGACCCAGCGCCACCCACAGGCGAGCAGACAGCUGAGAUUGCGGUGAUAGGGCUCCCCGGCUUGGCAGCGGAGGCUGCCGCUGGAUGCCUUCCCACACACGAGCAUGCCUGCAGACGCCUUUGCGGCUGGCUGCACGCCUUCUACAGCAUGUCAGUCAGCGGCGUGCGGGUGCAGCGGGUGUGGAUCACGCGGAAUGGGCGGAUGGCGCUUGAGGCGUCGCUGCCCGCCGCCAUGGCUGCUACUGUGCUGGCUGGCAGCAAGCGGCUCAAGGGUACUGGGAUCACCCUUGGGCCCGUCCUCAGCCCCAGCGAGCUGCGCGAACGGGAGGCGCGCAGGCAGCAGCAGCCACAGCCCACCCCGAUCAAUGGCACAGGCAUCCUUACGCUUUGUGAAGUGUCAGUUUGGGGCGCCAGGUGGUACGUGGACUUGGGUCAGCUGGCCGCAGUGUCAUCUGUGCGCAUCGUAAAUCGCUGCGACAACCCCAACGGCAAGCAGGCCAGCCUGCACAGCAUCACAUCUGUGCUGGGCCUGUACGACGGCAUCUAG
This is a messenger RNA of Chlorella variabilis, 1038 nucleotides long. RefSeq lists its product as hypothetical. The record is from RefSeq and is a predicted model, not a curated record. The transcript is spliced from 5 exons. NCBI's taxonomy places the organism in Eukaryota, Viridiplantae, Chlorophyta, Trebouxiophyceae, Chlorellales, Chlorellaceae. Bases 1 to 1038 code for a protein of 345 amino acids.